Molecule: messenger RNA, 1032 nt
Organism: Aspergillus mulundensis
Lineage: Eukaryota; Fungi; Ascomycota; Eurotiomycetes; Eurotiales; Aspergillaceae
Exons: 2
Coding region: 1-1032 (343 amino acids)
Source: RefSeq, a predicted model, not a curated record
AUGACCCCCGAACCUUCACGCACCCAAGACCAACAUCCCACAUACACCCUUUCAGCCGCUGAAAAAAACCACUUCCUCGAACACGGCUACGUCUUAAUCCCCCAGUGCUUCACGCGCGAAAAAGCCCAAUCAUGGACGCGCGACGUCUGGAUCCGACUGGGAUACUCCGCCUCCGACAAAAGCACCUGGACAUCCGAGCGCAUCAACAUGCCACACCACCGACAAGAAAGCGCCCGCGAUUUCGCGCCAAAAGCCUGGUCCGCAAUCUGCGAGCUCUGCGGCGGCGAGGAUCGGAUCUCCGAGGACAACGAAUUCCGAAGUUGGCGCGACAGUCUGAUCGUGAAUCUGGGGAGUGCGGAGUGGGAGGGAAAAGACGUGGACCCGCGCGAGCUGGAUGAUUGGCACGUUGACGGGGACUUCUUCUGGCAUUUCUUGGAUUCGCCGGAGCAGGCGCUGCUUGUUAUACCGUUGUUUUCGGAUAUUAGGCCGCGCGGUGGCGGGACUAUGAUUUGUCCGGAGGCGAUAGGCUUGAUGGCGAGGUAUUUGUACGAGCACCCCGAAGGCGUAUCCCCGCACAUGGUGCCCCGGCUGCGAGCGCAGAAUCCAGAAUCAGACCCCGGCUUGACGUUCUACAAAUCUCUAAUCCAGAAUUGCACGGACUUCCGUGAAAUGACGGGGGAAACAGGCGACGUGAUCCUAAUACAUCCACUGAUGCUGCACUCGGCGUCGCGGAACAGUUUACGUAUCCCGCGCAUCAUCACGAAUCCCCCGGUUGCUUUGAAGGAACCGUUUAAUUUUGACCGUGAAGACCAUAGUCAGUAUAGCCUGAUCGAGCAGAAGACACUUCUGGCGCUCGGGAAAGAUAGGCUGAGGGGUUGGAAGAUCGCGACGGAGAGGGAGAGGAUUGUGCCGGCGCGGAUGAAGAAAUUUUACGAGAUGAAGGUAGCUGAGGAGAAGCGACUGAGGGAGGCGGGAAUGCGGAUAUCCAGUGGUAGUGAGGAUGGCUUUGAUGGAUCUAAGGCUGAACCUUGA